UCAGUGAAAAGGCAGACAGAUAGAUAGACAGUAAACUGGCUGAAACUAGGAGCCUGUGGGGCUGUUUAUCCACACUUUGGAAGAGAUAUCUUCCACUCUGUUGUUUCGUGUCUGAAAACAAAGUGUCGGUGUGACUUUUCAGGCGGGACCAGAGCCGCUUUGACUUCCACCGGAAUUCCACCGAAUUCAACUUCUACCAAGUUUACUUUUCUGAAGACUCUGCAGGCUGGAGCUUGAAGGUGACUUCCUGUAGACAGAGGAGGGGAAUCCUUUGUGAAGAGCAGGAGAAAGUUGCCGGUUCACACACUUUCAUCAUACUGGAAGCUGCGGGGUAAUAAAAUGGCGAGAAGAUCCCACAUUCCCUUGUUGCUUCUUGCAAUAUGUUGCCUUGCAGCUGCAGGGCCUUUGUUUCGGAGCCCCUGUGAGCUGCUGCCGGUGGGGACGGGACACCCGGUGCAGGCCAUCCUGAAGAGCUUCACCGCCUUGUCGGGAUGCGCCAGCAGAGGCACCAGCAGCCUGCCCCAGGAAGUCCACAUCAUCAACCUGAGAGGACACGCUCCACCUGGCCCAGACAACACUCCAGCCAAGGUUGAUCUCCAUCUGAAGCCCAUCCAGUCCAUGCUGCACCACCAGAAGCCGCUGGUCUUUGUGCACUCCCCUCAACCGCUGAUCUGGAAUGUCACGGCAGAGAACCUGGCACUGCACAUCAAACAUAUCUUUCAUGUAUCUGAGGGCUCCGAGGUCUCUGAGCCGGGAAACUUCUCUCUCUUCACCCAAACCCAGGAGACCCUUCCCCAUGGCAACGAGCACCUCCUCAACUGGGCCCAGAAGAAGUACAGGGCAGUCACCUCUUUCUCUGAACUCAGGAUGACUCAAGCAAUCUACAUCAAAGUUGGAGAAGACCCAGUGUUUUCUGACACCUGCAAGAUCGAUACCAGGUUCCUGUCUUUGAACUACCUGGGCAGCUAUGAGGAGCCACAGACCUCAAAGGGUUGCGUCCUGUCUGUGCCUACCAAAGACCGAGAAGUCCACAUCAUUGAGCUCCAAGCCCCCAACUCCAGCAGUGCUCUCCAGGUGGAUGUCAAAGUAGAUCUGAGGCCUCUGAAGGACGAUGCCGCGGUGUUUCGUGACGUCGUCUUGCUCCUCAAAUGUGCCAAGUCCGUCAACUGGGUCAUCAAAGUCCACAAUGUGAUCGGAAAGCUGGAUGUUGUGGCUUCUGAUACUGUGAGUGUGACCUCACAGAUGACAGUGUCAAAAUCCCCCAAACAGCACCUACCAUCCGGGCCACAAGCCUUGAUCAAGUGGGCACAGGAGCAUAACUACAGUCCAGUUACAUCCUACACCAGUACUCCUGUGGCCAACCACUUCAACAUCCGUCUCAGAGAGCCAGAUGUGGUAGAUCCUCUGGAGAGCAAACUGCCUCCUGAGCUCUCCAUCUUUCGCAAUUCUGGUCCUCAUCCUGGCGCUGGAACUGCUAUGCGACGUUCCGGUCUUCCCUUUCCAUUCCCUCCAUCUUUGGCCGACGACCUGCCCUACCUGUCGCUGCCCCCCGGCUUUGAUGAGCAGCCCUGGGGUAAUGGAGAACCUGAGGAGCAGCAGGGCGUUCUGAGUGUCGGCCUCAGUCUGCAGUGUGAGAACAACAGGAUGGUGAUCAGCAUCGACAAAGAGAGUCUGCACGCAAACGGGAUCACUCAUGCCAACCUCACGCUGCAAGACCCAAAAUGCAAAGCAACAGUCAAUGCCACCCACUACACACUGGAAACUCCUCUGACUGGCUGUCAGACCGCCGUUUAUCCUCUGCCAGAUAGUCCAAUGGCUCUCCACAUUAACUCUGUCGUGAUCAGUCAUGCCGAGACUAAGGACGGGAGUGGCGGGCCGCUGGAUUAUGCGGAUCUGGAAUCUGCAGACGCGUUUAUCAGAAGGGACCUGGUGGAUGUAGAGAGAAUAUUUGCAGAACAAAGACAGCAGCCAUCCAUCAUAAGGUUCAAUUGCACAUACAGAAAGAACCAAGAACCCCCAGACUCUCUUCCCAAGUUUGUGCCGGGACCAUCCAGGCAGCCGCUCAACAACAUUACGUUUACCAUGGAGCUGGACUACACCCCACUGUUCAUGAAUCCUUCACGCCAGCCCGUCUUUACCGUUUCACGAAAUCAGCAAGUGUUUGUGAAGGUCACUUCUACUGCAUCAGAUCCAGAGCUGGGGUUCACCAUCUUAUCAUGCUUCAUUUCUCCCAACUCCAGCCCCACCAUUUCAUCAGACUACAAGCUUAUCCACACAGUUUGCCCCACAGAUGACUCCGUCAGAUACUAUCCUCAGAGGGACUUCCCUGUCCCUCACGCAAAGAUGGAUACGAAAAGUUUCAGCUUCACCUUCAGCUCAAAGCUCAACAUACCCUUGGUCUUCCUGCACUGCGAGAUGUCUCUGUGCUCAAAGAGACCUCAGGGGAAUCGACGUCUUCCAUCGUGCUUAAAACCUGAUGCGGCAUGUGAUUCUCUCUCUGUGGACAAUAUCAUGGCGAUGGCAUCAAACAAGAAGACCUCUACUGAACCGCUGGCAGUGGUGGAUGGUCCACCAUACCCGACUGGUUAUCCUAAACCAGAUCCAGUAACCCCAGUGGUUCCUCCAAAUGACAGAAUUCUGUACAUGCUGGACACUCCAACGGUGGUGGGGAUCGCUUUCGCAGCCUUUGUGAUCGGGGCUCUGUUGACCGGAGCCCUGUGGUUUAUCUACUCUCACACAGGUGUGACAGCUGGCACACAGCCGGUCCAGAAGUCCCAGCCGGCCUCAGAGAACAGCAGUGCAGCCCACAGUAUCGGCAGCACGCAAAGCACGCCGUGCUCCAGCAGCAGCACGGCGUAGCCAAGCACGCCACCCAGCAGGCCACACGGUCCUGCAGCAGUACAGGAAGGGCUCGACGGUUCCCAAAGAUCGAUUGGUUGAUCUCCUUCCAUUAAAGGAAGUAUUCUGUUAGAAGGAAAAAAAGUCUGAUUUAUGAAAACACCCUCAGUCCCUGUGUAAAACUGGUUCCACGUCAAGUGUGCGCAGACUGAGCUGUUCUAGUGUUAUUUGUGUGUAAUAACUCUGAGUCUCAGCUCGGCACCCUUGUUUUGUUUAAAGAGAAACACACGAGGCAAAUGUGAGUUUAUUCCAGGCAUUUUUUUAAAAAAAAAUCCAAAUGCAGCUUUUUUUUUUCUGACCACACCACAGCCUUUUGUUUUGACCCUAAAUGGUUUGAUUGAGGCUGUUUGUAAGAAGCAGGUGGACUUCAAGAGGGAGCAACAAGGCUUCAGUGAUGUCAGUAUUAGUUAAGUGUGACGUUGAUGGCUGGACCGUUACUUUUUAACAUGCAAACCCUGAACGUGGCAAGGGAGCAAAGCAACCACUAUUACCAUGCAGGAAAAUGUGCAGUAAGUCAUUAUCUUGACGCAGAGAUUAUGGUUUUUAAAAGACAGUGUAGGUAUUGAAUGUAUACAGAAGAGUAAAUGCCAAAAAAUGUGAACGAUAAAUGUGAAAGACAUGCUGAUAAAAUUCCACAUUUUAUAAUCAUUUCCUUUAUAAUGAGUUCAUACACGUAGGUUUUAAAGUAUAUAGAUAUAGCAACGUGUUUGAGUAGAUCUUCACAGGGGCAUUAUGGUUCCCUUUUACCAGCUGUUGUUAAAGGAAGAGUUCAGCAUUUGGGGAAAUAUGCUUUUUUUUGCUUAUCAUCCAAAGGUUAAAUGAGAAGAUCUGAUACCUCAUGUCUAUUAGUUAAUGAACUUUAGAUGUGACUGUAUAAAAUGAUAGAUUUGGUGACUGACAUUACCCGAACUGUUUUGAAGCUUCUAGUUUAGCCAACCAGCUUGUUUUUUUUUUUUUUUAACAUGGUCAGGACAAGUGACAGAUGAAUCUGACUGACAAUUCGAAGACAUGCCCAUAAUGUAGGGACUUGUCAAUGAGAAGGCAGCAAUCCCUGCUUUACCUUAAAUGUUCUUCUAAAUGAGACCAUAAUUUAUUAAAUAAUGAUCAAGCUUUUUUGAGGGACACUUUAAACUAGUGAUUGAGACCAUUCACUCACUAGUAAAAUGUUUACUGAGGUAAAAGAUCAAUUAAGAAGUAGAGUCAUUUCUCUUAAAUUUCAAUACGGUCAGCUUCUGUUUGCAAUCAGAGAAGUCGCCUCCUGCUGGCUGUUAGAAUAAAAUGCGGGUUUAAGGAGCUUGGAGCAUUUACUACAUAUCUCAAAGCCGGAGGUUCCAUCCAUCUUUUAUCUACAGUCUGUGAGCCGGAGGUAAUUAGUCUAGCUUAGCAUGAAAAUUAGAAACUCUGUCCGAAGAUCAAAAAUACACCUUCCAACGUCAGCUUUUGGAUACAGCCGUGCUAGGUCUUUCACAUGCUGUUUGUUCAUGCUAAGCUAGGCUCACUACAUACCUCUUGUCCCUGUCCAAAGCUCAAACACUUUUUAAAAUAUGAGCAUGUUAUAUUAAAGCGGCAAACUCUGGGACUGAAAAAUCAAGUAAUCGUGGAAGUACUUAAAAAAAAAAAAAGGGAGUUUUGUGCCUCUGAACAUCUCGAGGCAAAGUUAUGCAAAGCUAGGCUAAUCACCUCCCAUCUCCAGCACCUUGUAUAGACAUGAGAGUGGCACUGAUCUUCUCAGCUAACCUUAGGACAGAAAGUGAACAAAAGCAUUUCUCACAUAGAUUAGAGUGAUUAUGUUAAUUUUGUCAUUUUCUUAUGUCAGAUUAGCAUUUCUUUUUUGCCGACAAGAUAGUAAGCAUUUCUCAUGAUGCUGAAUUAUUCUUUCAAGAAUUGUAUAAUUUUGUGAAUAUUGUAAAUACUCAAAGCUAUUACGAGGCAGCGUGCAUGUUAAUUCUGUUCUUCUUUUGGAGUUGACAAAAAUAACAAUUUGAGGUCCAUUAAUGCCUUUCUCUCAUUUUAACAGUAGCAAAUUAUGAAUCAGUGUUAAAUGACAGAAUUAAGUUGAGGUAUGAUUAAACUGCUAAUCAAGGCUUAGCAUAGUUGAUGUAGUUUGGAUCCUGCUGUCUAUCCCUUUAGACAGUUUUUACUGUUAAAUUAUCUGUUUUUAAGGGAUGCAUCAUUUAGUUACGAAAUAUUCCCAUUUGACCAACCACAAUCCCCAAAAAAUAUGCUUUAAAAAAAUGAAAACAAGCAAAUUCCCACAUUUGCAAAUCUACAAAAUAUAGAUUUGGCAUUUCCUCAUGAUAAAAGGAUGAUUAGUUUUCUGUCUGCUGGCUAGCUGAUUAUUCAGCUGACUGUUCUCUUAUCGGACAGAACACAACAUGCAGUGUUUGGAUUUCCGUAUCCCACUUGUUUUUCUAUAAAUCUUGGCACUGACAGUGUGUUGAAUAAGCUGUAGCUGAAGCUCAUUGUUUUAUAUUUUUUAUAUUUUCUUCCAACUGCAACACCACAACUACCCCACCGUCUCAGAAGAAUAUGAAUGUUUGCUGUAUGUGUGUUCGUCAGACUGUGUUUCCUUUGAAUCCCUGUAAUGAUUCAGCUGUGUCUCCUGUAGAAAAAAACAAACAGAAUGUAUAUUAUCUCAAAGCUUUUGAUUUUCUUUUUCUUUUAUGUAAACAUGUGUAAAGCUUUCUACAGAGAAUAUAAAUAUAUAUAUAUUUGUGUAUAAAAUUAUAUUUUGGAAUAUAUUUACCAAGAGAAAUUUAUUGUCCUGUACGUGUGUGUAAGUACUGUGAUUGUGGAUGUGCUUAUGUUUAUGGGAGGGUUUAUUCAGAAUAUUCAUAAAAGCCACACGCCAUGUUUUGACACUUUAAUUCAAAAUAAGUACAAUUAAAAGUGGUAUUUAUUAUACAAAAUGACAACAAAAAAUCGAAUUUACGUGAAAUAAUGUUAAAAAUAUAUCAUGUUUAUUUCUUUUAAAACGUCUCUACCUUUUUUUUUUUUUUUUUUUUUGCAACAAAUUAAAGUCUCCUAAAACAUGCAGUGAGUUAUUAAUUAAUAUUAUACAGCAUAUUCAUGCUUGGUAAAACAAGGUAUCUUUACAUGGAUUACAACUCCUGACGUGUCCUUCAUAAUAUAUUAGAUUUUGUCAUCUAAUAUUUGGUUAGAAUUUGGAUUUCCUCAUUCAGUUAUUAUUGAAGAGGGUGCAGAGGCAUCACUGUUUUGUAGAAAUAAUGUGUUUACUCUGCAGUGUUUUCAUGUGAAGUAAAAAGAAAACAGACAUUAUAUAGCCCUUCAGCAUUACUAGAUCUUCAGUGAAAAUUCAUAUAAUUGAAAAUUAGCUGUAGCUUUGCAUAUUAAACAAUAUAAUUUUAAACAAUAAAUUAUUAUUGGAGUUCUUCUCAGUUGGCCUGCAGUGGACCAAAGAAAAUCUACCUAAAAAUCAAACGUACUCAUUACCUAAUCUGUAAAUGAGCUAAAUUGGCUGCAAUGCUAGCUUUGCUGAAUUCCAAAUCAACAUUAAAAAAAAAACGAGUAUUGGCAGCACAAUAAAUCAUUUGAACCUGGUUAUUUAAUAUUGGAAUUAUAACAACAGACUCAGAGCAGACCAGUGUGUACCUGCCCAGAUUCAUAUGAUUUCUGAAAGUAGAAUUUUAUUAACCAGUGAUUCCAGCACAACGACUAUUGAGACAUAAAAUGCACACAAGAUAACCUACAAUUUUUACAUGGUAAGUCAGGUUGGCAGGGUUCAGAACUGUGAAAAAAUAGGCCUGCUCACAGGACAAUGUUCCUCUCACCACCAAAAAUAAUGGAUUAAUCCAGGAAGGGCAUCGAUGUAGUAGUUUUCUAAUUAUUUUAACAACAAUUUGUUGACUGUCGACCAAUGAGAAUUCGGAUGAGAGCAUAUUGACCGACCAAUCUGACUGGAGACUGCAGCCCCACAGUGUCCCGCAAUAAAACCCAGAUCUGUAACUUGUUUUGCUUCUCCAGUUGUCACAACAAUGACAUGCAUCCUCCUAAAAUAAUGAAAACUAUUAAAUCAACCCUGGUAGUGCUUAAAACCAAAUUUUGGACCCAGAAAUUGGACUAUAUAAUAAGUUUGUAUGUUUAAGUGCAUUGGAGGAAAUCCAUCUAUUUUGAUUCUGGAAACUUGACUGUUUUCUGUAAAACUUGAGAACUUAAAUUUUAUUGAGUUGAAUUAGAACCACUCGCAUUCGGAGCAACAUUCAGAGCGUGUUUAUUUUAUCAGGCUUCGUGCCAGAUGGUUGUCAAAAGCUGAAACCUUUUUUGGUGAAACUGAGUUACGCAGUAGACCUUUAUGCACAGCGGCAUAAUUGUGAACAACAGUAUCUCACUGUACAGUACAUUGAAAGAUCUGUGUGUUGCAGAGUAGAAAUGCACCACAACCUAUAAUCAGUGGUCAUAGUGGGAUUAAGGCUUUCUGGCAUUCCUGUACUUUUGAGGUUUCUCUUAUCGGCUGUGGCAAAUCCAUCUCCCACAUGUAAUUACCUCUCAUGCCGUUAUGUCAUGCUGUUAAGUGGCUGAGCCUCGAGUUAUGUUCUGGAUCUAAUCUUCUCAUUUGAGAUAAUUUGGGGAUUUUCUUUCAUUCAAACUAACAAUUCGAUACAAUUCAUGAGAGUCUCUGUUCAAAUAUCAACAUUCCCCUCUGCCUUUUGCCCCGGGGCAUGCUGGGAAAGGGUCCGCCACUUACAACCCCCCCCCCCCAUGAAUAGAUAUAAUGUUAGCAAUAUGAAAUGAUGAUGCUGUAUCACAGAAAAAAUAUAUUUAGAUAAUGAUUGUAUUUUUAACCAUUUGACUACCUCAUGUUUGCUAUGAAUGUGUUAUUUGUGUGUAUGCGAGUGUUUUCUGUUAUAGAUCAUACUACAGUUUUAUUAUUUAGGAGCCCCGUUGUGUUUUGCAGUUAAACUUUUACUUUUUCAAUCUUCAAGCAAACAAUGAAGAGUUCAAGCUUCCCCGUGAUGCCAAGAUUGCCUUUUUUGGGCACUGUAAAUGUGUAAAGCUUCAGUUGGGUGUUAUUGUUUCCUUUGGUUUUUCGAACUUUUAUACGCUGUAAAUACGCAUGACAUUUGUAUACCCAUUAUGACCAAUAAAUUUUCAUAAUAAUUCACAA
Molecule: messenger RNA, 8023 nt
Organism: Acanthochromis polyacanthus (spiny chromis)
Lineage: Eukaryota; Metazoa; Chordata; Actinopteri; Pomacentridae
Gene: tgfbr3
Product: transforming growth factor, beta receptor III
Source: RefSeq, a predicted model, not a curated record